Molecule: messenger RNA, 2123 nt
Organism: Dichomitus squalens LYAD-421 SS1
Lineage: Eukaryota; Fungi; Basidiomycota; Agaricomycetes; Polyporales; Polyporaceae
Product: NADPH oxidase isoform 1
Exons: 9
Coding region: 311-1984 (557 amino acids)
Biological process (GO): superoxide anion generation; defense response
Cellular component (GO): plasma membrane; NADPH oxidase complex
Molecular function (GO): superoxide-generating NAD(P)H oxidase activity
Source: RefSeq, a predicted model, not a curated record
GGAUGACGGCUGGGCGGCGGAGGGCGGGAACAGGCCCGGCCGUGUCGAGAGCUACAGCCGUGUUAGCUUCGCAAGCGCUGGCCGGGGUACGUCAGUCACACAUCUCCAUGCCACCCGGCCGGUCUGAUACUUGUCGCUUGUCCUCGUGGGCGCCUGUAACUCUCCCUCCCUUUUCUUCCCACUCAUCCCUCGCCCAGCUCCUGUCCCCGCCCCUCCGCUUCUCUCUCUCCCCUGAAUUCAUUCCUUUGUCUGGCCGGCCGGACGACGCUCGUUUGGUAUUCUAAACUAUCUGGGACAGUAAUCCUGCACAAUGGGCGAGAACUUCUUCCAACGUGAAUUUCUCCAGCCUCGUCGCCUCGCCUUCAAUGUCAUCUUCUAUGGCCUCCAUCUGUUCUUCUUCGCGUACGGAUGGCAUAGCCAGGAAACCAACAAGAAGUUGUCGGCUCUGAACGCGCUAACGUGGUCGGUGUGGACCUCUCGGGGUGCUGGUCUGGUUCUCGCCUUCGAUGGAGGUCUCAUCCUCGUCCCCAUGUUGCGGAACGUUAUCCGUGUUGUCCGCCCCCGCCUCGCGUGGCUCUUCCCCGCCGACGAGAACAUCUGGUUCCAUCGUCAAGUCGCCUACUCGAUGGCGUUUUGGGCCAUGGUCCACACUACGGCGCACUACGUCAACUUCUUCAACGUUGAGCGUACUCAGGUCCGUCCUGAGAUCGCCCUGGACAUUCACUACAAGCAGGCGGGAGGCAUAUCUGGCCACUUCAUGCUUCUCAUCAUGGUCCUCAUGUAUACCACGGCGCACCACAAAAUCCGCCACCAGUGCUUCGAGGCGUUCUGGUACACUCAUCACCUCGCGUUUUUCUUCAUGAUUGGUCUUUACGCCCAUGCCACCGGAUGUUUCGUCCGUGACUCUCCUGGUCCCGACUACAUUUCCUCGUUCCCCUUCUACUCGACGGAACACUGUUUGGGAUACGAGAGUUGGCGGUUCACCAUCUGGCCCGGCAUCAUCUACUUUGGAGAGAGGGUCUGGCGCGAGAUUAGGGCAAGGCGUGCAACUCGCCUGUCCAAGGUCCUCGUCCACCCGAGCGGUGCCAUGGAGCUGCGUAUCAUCAAGCCCAGCUUCAAAUAUGUCGCCGGCCAGUGGCUGUUCAUUCAGGUUCCUGACGUCUCUGGCUGGCAGUGGCACCCGUUCACCAUCACCUCUGCCCCCGAGGACCCUUACGUCUCUGUCCACAUCCGUCAGGUCGGUGACUGGACCUAUGCAUUGGGAGAACGCGUUGGUGCUGGUCCCCAGGUGGUCGCGGCCAUGACCAAGGCUGCGUUGAAGGGUGAUGAGAAGGACGAUCGCGCCUAUGGCUCCCGCGGUGACUUCGUCGAGAUCGACUCUACGGGUCGCGCUCUUCCGGCUGUGCGCAUCGACGGUCCCUACGGUGCUCCGGCCGAGGACGUCUUCAACGUCGAGGUCGCCGUCCUCGUUGGUGCUGGUAUCGGUGUCACGCCGUUUGCGUCCAUCCUCAAGCACAUCUGGUACCGCCAGAAGAAGGGUACCCUGGGCUCCCUCAAGCGUGUCGAGUUCUUCUGGGUCUGCCGUGACGCUCCCUCCUUCGGCUGGUUCCAGACUCUCCUCCAGGAGGUCGAGGCCGCUCAGGCCGAUCCCAACUUCCUGCGCAUCAACAUCUACCUCACGCAGAAGAUCUCCGAGGACAUGCUCUGGAACAUUGCUGUCAACGACGCGGGCGCCGAGUACGACCCGCUUACGCUCCUUCGUACGCGCACCAUGUUCGGCCGUCCCGACUGGAAGAGCAUCUACGCCCGCAUGAGCCAGGCCAUCCAGAGCGGCCAGUACCUGCCCGGCACCAGCGCGCAGCUCAAGACCACCGUCGGCACGUACUUCUGCGGCCCGGGUGUCCUCGCUAAGGCUAUCAAGGAGGCGACUGUGGCUGCCCAGUGCUCGUCUAUCAACUUCACGUUCGCGAAGGAACACUUCUAAGCUCCGGAUGAUGCCAAGACCGUCGAGGUUUACCCGAGUUGCCCGCUGUAUUACUCCCACGAUUUGUUGAGAUGUUGUCGAGUUCCCUGCUGUGUAUACGAUGAGCGGUGCUUUAUAUUAUUCUUGAACUGCUGUCGAG